AGUGUGUCACCUUGGGGUGCUCCUGUGUUAUUUGUGAAGAAAAAGGAUGGAACCAUGAGACUCUGUAUUGACUAUAGAGAGUUGAACAAGGUGACAGUACGUAACAGGUAUCCUUUGCCUAGAAUUGAUGAUCUUUUUGAUCAGCUAGUGGGAGCUCAAGUUUUCUCUAAAAUUGACUUGAGAUCUGGAUACCAUCAAUUGAGGAUCAAGGGAGAGGAUAUUCCUAAAUCAGCCUUCAGAACCCGCUAUGGGCAUUAUGAAUUUCUGGUGAUGCCAUUUGGGUUAACUAAUGCUCCUGUAGCGUUCAUGGAUUUAAUGAAUAGGGUGUUUAAGCCUUACUUAGAUAAAUUUGUUGUGGUGUUCAUUGAUGAUAUUUUGGUGUACUCUCGAAGUAUAGCAGAACAUGAAGAACAUUUACGGCUAGUUUUACAAGUUCUGAGGGAGAAAAAGCUUUAUGCAAAGCUGAAGAAAUGUGAGUUCUGGUUGAAUAGUGUUGCAUUUUUAGGACAUGUGGUGUCUAAGGAUGGGAUUUCAGUAGAUCUGGAAAAGGUUAAAGCAGUGGUAGAAUGGAGUGGACCUACUAAUGUGACUGAAGUUCGGAGCUUCUUGGGCUUAGCUGGGUAUUAUAGAAGAUAUGUGGAGGGAUUUUCUCGUAUUACAGUUCCAUUAACUCGAUUAACGCAAAAGGGUGUGAAGUUUGAGUGGAUAGAUGAAUGUGAACAAAGUUAUCAAGAGUUGAAGAGUAGAUUGGUCUCAGCACUUAUUCUGACCAUUCCUGAUGAUAGUGGUGGUUUUACAAUUUUCAGUGAUGCUUCAAUGAAAGGGUUGGGUUGUGUUUUGAUGCAACAUGGCAAGGUGGUAGCUUAUGCCUCAAGACAGUUGAAACCAUAUGAGAGGAAUUAUCCAACUCAUGAUCUCGAACUAGCAGCAGUUGUUUUUGCUCUUAAAAUUUGGAGACAUUAUUUAUAUGGUGAGAGGUAUAUCUUGGAAGAUUUGAUUAAGAUGGAUGUUAGAGUAUAUAGGCAUGACUCAGAUGCACUUUUGGCUAGUUUGCAAGUCCAACCGACCUUGAUCGAGAAGAUAAAGACUGCCCAGUUGGAUGAUCCAUUUCUGCAGCAAAUGAGACAAAAGGUGGAGUCCAACGAUCCCAAACUGGAAUCUUUUAGGAUUCAUGAAGAUGGUUCUAUUAGGCACGGUGAUCGAAUUUGUGUUCCUAAUGAUUCAGAGUUAAAGGAGGUAAUUAUGAAAGAAGCUCACAAUACUGGGUAUACGGUUCAUCUUGGAAGUACUAAAAUGUACCGCCGAGAUUUGCGAGGAACCUUCUGGUGGAAUAACAUGAAAAGGGAAAUAGCCAAUUUUGUGGCUCAGUGUUUGACAUGCCAACAGAUUAAGAUUGAGCAUCAAAGACCAGCUGGCAAGUUGUUAACCAAGUUUGCCCAUUUUCUUCCCUAUAAAACAGGAAUGCAAAUAGAGGGAUUUGCAAAGUUAUACUUAAAAGAGAUUGUGAGGUUGCAUGGGAUACCGGUGUCUAUUGUUUCAGAUAGAGAUUCUGGUUUUGUUUCUCAUUUCUGGGGCAGCGUACACAAUGCUUUAGGAACAACUCUUAAUUUUAGCACCGCUUAUCAUCCACAAACAGAUGGACAAUCUGAAAGAACCAUUCAGACUUUGGAAGACAUGUUGAGAGCAUGCGUAAUUGAUAUGAAAAAUUCCUGGGAUCACCAUUUACCUCUCCUAGAAUUUGCUUAUAAUAAUAGUUACCAUGCAAGUAUUAAGAUGGCUCCAUAUGAGGCUUUGUAUGGGAGGAGGUGCAGGUCUCCAAUAUGUUGGACAGAUGUUGGGGAAAGGAAUUUGUUGGGCCCAGAGUUGAUCCAGCAAGCUACAGAGAAAGUUCAUCUUAUACGAGAGCAUCUUCGUGUUGCACAAAGUAGGCAAAAGAGUUAUGCAGAUAAUCGGAGACGUGAUUUAGAAUUUGCUGUGGGAGAGAAGGUAUUUUUGAAGGUGUCACCUACUAAAGGUGUUGUGAGGUUUGGUAUUCGAGGGAAGCUUAGCCCUCGCUUUAUUGGUCCCUUUGAGAUUUUAGAAAGGGUUGGAGAAGUGGCUUAUAGGUUGGCAUUGCCACCAAAUUUAUCGGAGGUGCAUAAUGUUUUUCAUGUAUCAAUGCUAAGGAAGUAUGUUCCAGACCUUAGUCAUGUGAUUGAGCAUGUUCCAAUCCAAUUGAGAGAGGACCUCUCCUAUGAAGAACAACCAAUUCGUAUUGUUGACCGAAAGGAGCAAGUGUUGAGAAGACGUGUUAUACCCUAUGUUAAGAUUCAAUGGAGUAAUCAUACAGAGCGGGAGGCAACAUGGGAGUUGGAGGAAGAUGCUAGGAAAAAAUACCCGCAACUUUUUGAUGAACAAGGUAUGAGUUUAGGGACUAAACUCUUUUAAGAGGGGAAGAAUGUAAGACCCAGAAUUUUAUUAUUGUUAUUAUUAUUUAAUUCUUUAAGGAUGUGUAUGCAAUAAGGUGGAAAUAUGAGG
This is a messenger RNA of Rubroshorea leprosula, 2517 nucleotides long. The record is from the annotation of a GenBank genome assembly. NCBI's taxonomy places the organism in Eukaryota, Viridiplantae, Streptophyta, Magnoliopsida, Malvales, Dipterocarpaceae.